CGCACAUCGUAGGAUCCUACCAACGUGAAGAAGGCGCAAGGCGGCAGGGACGGCGAGCAGCAGCCUCAGAGAGCGAGAGAGAGAGAGAGAAAGAGGAGAGGAGAGAAGAGAAGAGUGGACGCCUUUGUGCAGCAGGCUGCCGACUUUCUACUACAAAAGUGAGGAGAGAGGAGGAGAGAGCAGAGGGAAGCGGAGGGGAUCGUGCGCCCCGGUCGUCUCCUGUUGGGAACAGAUUGAGUGGAUUGUGCUCCGAGAUGGAUGUGAAUCCACUCCUGUAUCGCAGACUGGACCGGACUUCGGGCUGCUGCUGCUGGUGAGGAGCAGGAGAGGAAGAAGAGGAGGAAUCCUACUUUAAACCCUGCUGCUCUUUUUUUUUUCUUUCCUUUUUUUUUUUUUUUUAUAAAAUGUCUACAUUUCGCGCAUCGCACUCAGUCCAGUUCAAGCCGGGCUGCUCAUCUGGAAGGACGCCAGACCUCCAGCCUCUCAGAUCCGCAAGUUCACUCCAAUAAAUUGUGACAUUAUCUGUCAGCCUCGGAAUAAAACAAAUCGACACUCAAGAAGGGGGGAUAAAAAAGGGGGGUGGGGGGGUUGGGACUCGGUAUUCUCCCGGAAUUUUAACGACCCGUUUUCCCCGGCGAGCCUUCAUCAAUAUGCGGUCAGGUUGGAUCAGCUCGGUUCGGUCCAGGUUCACGCGUUUCCAGCUGGAGCGGCGCUGAUAGUGACUGCUUAUUUGCUGUUUUGGGUUUUUGUUCUUUUUGUUUUUUUUUUUUGUUUAGUUCGUCCAUGCAAGACUCGGGGUGGAAACAUGUCUGGCCACUUCUUUGAGAGGAUCACUGCUAUCAGAGAUGGCAUUUUGGUCCAGCACUUCGGUUUUCACCUCUAAAGUGCCCCGGAAAAUCUUAUUCAUGUUCACCCUCUCCCUCUCUGUCACAUACUUGUUCUACAGCUUGAUGAGCUGCUACAACUCGCUGCAGUUCCCCCUGCAAGAGAACUACGCGUACCAGGGGAGGCUGGUGACGGAGGAGACAACUUUUGUGACAUUGAGGGAGAAACUUUACUCCGCUUCGCAGGGCGAAUUCACGGAGGCCGAGAGGACCACCGCGGUCUCCACCGUGAAGGAUCAUGCCGAGGCCGAGCAGAGGACGGUGGAGUGGAUUAGGACGCAGGCGGCUCCGACCAGAUCGGCGACGGCGGCGGCGGCGGCGGCGUACCGAACCACCGCGCUGGAGAGGGAGCACCAGGAGUUCAGCACCACGGACAGCGAGCUCAGGGUGAACUGCACCAUGGAUUACGGAGAGAAGAAACUUCCCCAAGCCAUCAUCAUCGGGGUGAAGAAAGGGGGGACCAGAGCCCUGCUGGAGGCGCUCAGGGUGCACCCGGACGUCAGAGCCGUGGGGAACGAGCCCCAUUUCUUUGACAGGAACUACGAGAGGGGGCUGGACUGGUACCGAGACCUGAUGCCUUCGACGCUGGAGGGGCAGAUCACCAUGGAGAAGACGCCCAGCUACUUUGUGACUAACCAUGCCCCGAAGCGCAUCCACUCCAUGGCCAGGGACAUCAAGCUUAUUAUCGUGGUGCGUAAUCCUGUCACCAGAGCCAUUUCAGACUACACGCAGACUUUAUCCAAGAAACCCGAGAUCCCCACCUUUGAGGUUCUGGCUUUUAAGAACCGGACGCUGGGGCUCAUAGACGCCUCGUGGAGCGCGCUGCGUAUCGGAAUAUAUGCGCUCCACCUGGAGAGCUGGAUGCAGUACUUCCCCCUUUCGCAGAUGCACUUCGUCAGCGGAGAGAGGCUCAUCGUGGAUCCCGCCGGUGAGAUGGCCAAAGUGCAGGACUUCCUGGGGCUCAAGCGGAUCGUCACAGACAAACACUUUUACUUCAACAAAACUAAAGGAUUUCCGUGUCUGAAGAAGCCCGAGGACAGCAGCACUCCCAGGUGCCUCGGCAAGUCCAAAGGGAGAACUCACCCCAAAAUAGACCCGGACGUGAUUCGGCGGCUGCACAAGUUCUACAAACCCUUUAACAUGAUGUUCUACCAAAUGACCGGCCAGAACUUUGAGUGGGAGCUGGAGGAGGACAGUGUAACCCGUAGCUCUCAGGACUAGUAGACUGCGGCACGGCGCGGCGCAGCCACACCACCAGCCUUCUCGAUGGAACUACUUACUGUCUACCGCUUUCGUCUUCAGAGCGAGCGCUUGAGCACGCCAGUCAAUCAUGGCCGUCUUUGCAGUGUCUGUAUCCAUUAGCAAGAGUUUACUGACAUGCUUUUUUUCUCUCUCUCUCCCCCCUUCAAUACUAAUGUUGUUGAUGAUGGCAAGUCAUUAUUGUAUAUACUAAACAUAAAAAUAUAUUUAUAUUUGUGAAAAGGAGAUGAUUUAUUCCAUUUUGUUUUCAAAGCAUAGAGCUGAUAUAAAAAAAAAAUAUCAUGUUGACUAUGGCAAUGCAUGCGAUGAGUUAAGUGUCCUUACCUCAUGAGCCCUAAGGGUAAACUCUGCCUGUUUCUUCUCCCUUUACUUUCCUGCCGUUUGUUGCCCUCACUCCCACUCACCAGCAUCCGGAACGAGAAGAAGAUAUUCUGUUUCAGUGGCUAAGGCCGCGCGGCGCUCUGUAUUAUGUCUUUUCUCACACGCUGUCCCGCUGCUUUACAAGAAAAGACAAAAACGAGAAAAUGAAAUGAUAGACACGCAGUAUAGUAGAGUAAUCCUUCGACAUGUGCUCAUCCUUUUUCAGUUGUCCGUAUUCUGAGUGGAGACAAUCCUUUUUUUUUCUUUUUCUUUUUUGUUUCUGUCAGUCUAAGUUUACCAAAGUGUUCAUUUACUCAGUGUCAGUAUUCUAGUUGCUCUGCGCUCAUUAAUUGCACACGCAUUCAAUAAGGGAGCUGACGUACGGUGGCCAUCAUUCAAUAAUUGGAUUGUUUCACUGCAUAGCUGGACAUUAGCAUACUGAUGACCACACACUCAGAUGUGCUGCAGUAUCAGUGGUUUUUUGGCAUAAUUUGACUACUGAAUCCGUGUAACAAAUAUCAAAGGUGAGCCGCCGAUCAAACAAUCCUGCUUCUUGACAAAAAAAGAAAAAAAAAAAAAACUUUUCCUGUCGCCAAAAUCAUAUGAGUUAACUCUUGCAGAGCGCCUUUUGUUAUCCCCCCCCCCCCGGGGACCCCCUUCUAGUCACAGUAAUACAUGUCAACGAGGGUGAAGAACAAACAGCGGAAAGGACCGAGCAGGAGUUUGUUAACAAACAUCUGCUGCGGCGGCACGGUCUUCUGUCGUUGGGAGAUUAAUGGCGUGUUAAAUAAGUCGCCGCCGCUGCAACAAUGUCAAUGUCAGAGAGGGUUUGCUGUCAAGGAAAAAAAGCUACAUACGUGCCCAGGUAAACUACCAAGCCAUUACUGUGUGUUCUUAACUUGAAUGUGAUGAUGAUGUGUGUGCCAGGGAAAUGUGCUGUAACCAGAGGUUUAUACUACCAAACACUUGUGAUGAGCGGGACUGAGCCGGCUUGUGUUGAACAUAACAGGGUUGUGUUUUUCUUUGCUGUGAAAUGCUCCUUUACAUGACCCAUCAUCUUUCUCUUCCAUUGUUCUUAUUUAUUUUUUAUUUAAUUUUAUUUUGCAUAACUCGCUGUGCGUCUGUCUGUUGUCUCUGGACUUUUCAUCAAUUGAGACAAUCAAUACAGUCAAUGAGUCA
This is a messenger RNA of Acanthopagrus latus (yellowfin seabream), 3683 nucleotides long. RefSeq names its product heparan sulfate (glucosamine) 3-O-sulfotransferase 4 (gene hs3st4). NCBI's taxonomy places the organism in Eukaryota, Metazoa, Chordata, Actinopteri, Spariformes, Sparidae. The coding region runs from base 846 to 2105 and encodes 419 amino acids. The record is from RefSeq and is a predicted model, not a curated record. The transcript has 2 exons. Gene Ontology annotation, molecular function: [heparan sulfate]-glucosamine 3-sulfotransferase activity.